UGUGUACGACAGACGGGUCAAGCAGUGACGGCUCCAGGGCUUGUGCGAAGAUGGCUUUUAACGAGCUGACGUCCAGAGCUGUCCUGUUGUAUGAUGAAUGGAUCAAAGAUGCUGAUCCUAGGACCGGAAACUGGCUGCUUAUGUCUUCCCCACUGCCCCAGACCAUCAUCAUUGCUGCGUAUAUUUACUUCGUUUCUUCCCUUGGUCCAAGACUAAUGGAAAACCGCAAGCCCUUUGAGCUCAAGCAAGUUCUGAUUGUAUACAACUUCAGUGUGGUGGCCUUCUCUCUUUACAUGUGUUAUGAGUUCCUUAUGUCUGGCUGGGGAACGGGAUAUUCUUUCCGCUGUGAUUUGGUAGACUACUCAAGUUCUCCCCAAGCGAUGAGGAUGGCAUGGACAUGCUGGCUGUACUACUUCUCAAAGUUCAUCGAGAUGUUGGACACGGUUUUCUUUGUCCUCCGGAAAAAGAACAGCCAGAUCACAUUCCUACACGUCUAUCAUCACUCCAUCAUGCCUUUCACCUGGUGGUUUGGCGUCAAAUUUGCUCCAGGUGGUCUUGGCACCUUCCAUGCUCUGCUCAACUGCAUUGUCCAUGUCGUCAUGUACACAUACUAUGGCUUGUCUGCUUUGGGGCCUGCCUACCAGAAGUUCCUCUGGUGGAAGAAACAUCUCACCUCCAUCCAGCUGAUCCAGUUUGUGAUGGUGACUAGUCACAUUGGCCAGUACUUCUUCUUGAAGGACUGUCCGUACCAGUUCCCAGUCUUUGUCUACAUCAUCGGUCUGUAUGGCCUGGUGUUCCUCUUGCUGUUCCUCAACUUCUGGUAUCACGCCUACACCAAAGGGAAACGGCUCCCCAAAGUGCUGCAGAAUGGAAAUGGGGUUCAUCGGGUUAAGGAGGACUGAGCUCUUUCUCCUGGCUGGACUUGAUUUGGUGUUUUGGUCUGCCUUGACAAUCUCUGAAGCAGCGUAAAAGCCAGUACUGUACAUUUUGUAUAAGUGUUAAACUGUAAUCUUGAGGGAUUGUACCUCUUACCAAAGCUGAGCUAAAUGUCUUGUUGGGGAUGAAUAUUUGGUAAUGGAAUGCUGCACAAGUUCUGAAGUAACUUCCCCACCCCUCAAACCUCACUAGAUGCUAAUUCUCCUGGGUGGUGGCAGCAGCUGCACCUCAGUUAGGUUUCCUGCAUGUGUGAAUUAUGACUGCUUUUUUUUUUUUUUUCUUUUUUACACUAAAUUUUAUAUCUGUAAAUUAUAAACUUUGAAUAUUUAACUUGUAAAAGGACACCUGUCUAAAUGUUCUGCUAUACUUGGUCUUCUGGGUGUGUGAACAGUCUGAGCUGUGCUCAGGGAAACUGAGAGCCCAAGAAAUGUAGGUGCUGAUCCUCCUCCCUGCCUUCAGGGCGAUGUGGAUGCAGCACGGAUUCCAACUCUGGAGUCUCGACCACUGUGAUCGCAGGCCUAGUUCAGUUGUGCUUAUUGGUUUAUGGGCAGUGAUGUCCUUAAUGAAGAAGCUAUCUGAAAUGUAUUUAAAUUGUCAUCUCAAUGUUGCGAGCUAUGAUUGACCUUCACCUAAGAUGUAAGGUUUGACAGCUUCCCUCUUGAGAAACCUGCACUGGGAUACUGCAGGUCGACUAUGGGAGCUCCAUUGCACCAUAGGAACUCUCUUAUGGUAUUGGAUGCAUCUUGUGGUUUUGCCUUCCUAGAAUUCUUGGAACAAUAGGGUUGGUGCUCAUAGCUGAAACAUGGCUUUGUAGUAAUGAAUGUCACUGGUGUGUUUGUGCCUAGACAUGAUGCCACAUUUAAAUUGUGCAACAUGAACAUAUUUGACAAUAAAUUAUAAAAUGUA
Messenger RNA from Brienomyrus brachyistius, 1842 nucleotides. RefSeq names its product ELOVL fatty acid elongase 7a (gene elovl7a). Gene Ontology annotation, cellular component: endoplasmic reticulum; endoplasmic reticulum membrane. Gene Ontology annotation, biological process: fatty acid elongation, monounsaturated fatty acid; fatty acid elongation, saturated fatty acid; very long-chain fatty acid biosynthetic process. The record is from RefSeq and is a predicted model, not a curated record. The transcript has 8 exons. NCBI's taxonomy places the organism in Eukaryota, Metazoa, Chordata, Actinopteri, Osteoglossiformes, Mormyridae. Gene Ontology annotation, molecular function: fatty acid elongase activity. Bases 51 to 902 code for a protein of 283 amino acids.